AUGGUCUUACGAGGCUAUGCCCAGAGUGGACUUGCCGACCUCGCAUGGACAUUUGGAGGCAGCGAAGAUCCAAAUGUCAGCCACAGUAUUAUCCGUACUUGUCCAUCCCUCAAGUUUGCCCCCGUUUUUCCGAAUAUUGAUGGUAAUGAGAUACACGUCGAGUCUCAGCUCACAGCUCAAGGAUACUACCUCCGCCCCGCAAGCUUGCUCGCCCACUUUGUCAUGACUGGUAAUUCCAUCCAGCCCAGGCAUCGUGUUCACCGGAAUACUCCCGAGUAUCAUUCAGCGUUCGUCAAAAGAUUCACCGACAAGGUCAAUCAAACCAUUGCGGAGAGCUUCAUAUACGAUGGACAGCAAACGUGCGACAACUUUGCGUACGGGCAUUAUGACGGUACCAUCCAUGACAGUGUUGGGGUCAACCUUCAAAGCCAGGUAGCCGAUGCGAAAGGCAUCCCAAAUAGGUUGACCUUUGCAAACUACCCGUCCCAAUGGACAGGGAGCUUGGCCAGGGAAGCACGUCGUCAGCUCUCUUCUGAGAGCGUCGUCCCCAACGACAGGCCCGUGGGACGUUUGGCUUUGCCAGAGGAGUUGAGCGAUAAUUGGUGGGCGUGA
Messenger RNA from Cryptococcus amylolentus CBS 6039, 612 nucleotides. RefSeq lists its product as hypothetical. Bases 1 to 612 code for a protein of 203 amino acids. Lineage: Eukaryota; Fungi; Basidiomycota; Tremellomycetes; Tremellales; Cryptococcaceae. The transcript has a single exon. The record is from RefSeq and is a predicted model, not a curated record.